Molecule: messenger RNA, 1370 nt
Organism: Peromyscus eremicus (cactus mouse)
Lineage: Eukaryota; Metazoa; Chordata; Mammalia; Rodentia; Cricetidae
Gene: Npl
Product: N-acetylneuraminate pyruvate lyase
Exons: 11
Coding region: 10-957 (315 amino acids)
Biological process (GO): N-acetylneuraminate catabolic process; carbohydrate metabolic process
Molecular function (GO): N-acetylneuraminate lyase activity; 4-hydroxy-tetrahydrodipicolinate synthase activity
Source: RefSeq, a predicted model, not a curated record
AGCAGCUCGAUGGCCGUCCCUAAGAAGAAACUCCAGGGUCUCGUCGCUGCCACCAUCACUCCGAUGACUGAGAAUGGAGAAAUCAACUUUUCUGUAAUUGGUCAGUAUGUGGAUUAUCUGGUGAAGGAACAGGGAGUGAAGAACAUUUUUGUGAAUGGCACCACGGGAGAAGGCCUGUCCCUGAGUGUCUCUGAGCGUCGCCAGGUGGCAGAGGAAUGGAUGAAACAAGGGAGGAACAAGUUGGACCAGGUGGUGAUUCACGUGGGAGCACUAAGCUUGAAGGAGUCCCGAGAACUGGCCCGACAUGCAGCAGACAUUGGAGCUGAUGGCAUCGCUGUCAUGGCACCGUUCUUUUUCAAGUCACAGAGCAAAGAUGACCUGAUCAGUUUCCUGAGGGAGGUGGCUGCCGCGGCCCCCGCUUUGCCAUUUUAUUACUAUCACAUUCCUUCCUUGACCGGGGUGAAGAUUCGUGCAGAGGAGCUGCUCGAAGGGAUUCAGGACAAGAUCCCCACCUUUCAAGGACUGAAGUUCAGUGACACUGAUCUCUUAGACUUCGGGCAGUGUGUUGACCAGAAUCACCAGCGACAGUUUGCUUUGCUGUUUGGGGUAGAUGAGCAACUGUUGAGUGCUCUGAUCAUGGGAGCAACUGGAGCAGUAGGCAGUACCUAUAACUACCUGGGGAAAAAGACAAACCAGAUGUUGGAGGCCUUUGAACAGAAGGACUUCACUUCAGCACUCAAUUACCAGUUUUGUAUCCAGAGAUUUAUCAACUAUGUCAUCAAGCUAGGUUUUGGAGUGUCCCAGACCAAAGCCAUCAUGACGCUGGUCUCUGGGAUUCCAAUGGGCCCACCCCGGCUUCCUCUGCAGAAAGCCACCCAGGAGUUUACUGCUAACGCUGAGGCCAAGCUGAAGAGCCUGGACUUCCUUUCUUUCCCUGGUUUAAAGGGGGGAACUUAGGAGCCUUAGCUAGUGCCUGUUAAGUCUGAGUGUGUCUACUGAGACUCUCGCCCAUCUUCAAUCGUAUACCAUCCUUUUCUCAGGGACUUUUUGAGCUAAGCUUUCUUUUGACAAGCGGAAUCCCACACCAAUAAAGAAAUAUUUAAAUAUCAAUUUUGUUCUUUGUUUUUCAAGACAGGAUUUCUCUGUAGCCCUGGCUGUCCUGGAACUCACUGUGUAGGUAGACCAGGCUGACCUUGAACUCAGAGAUCUCUGCCCCUGGAGUGCUGGGAUUAAAGUCAUGCACCACCACCAAUGCCCAGCCUAAAUAUCAAUUAUGAACCUAGAAAUUUUGUUUUACAAAGGAAUCAUAAACCCUAAGUUGUUCAUUUCACACAAUUAUUAUAAGGAAAUCUCUGUUUAUAUAGAUGAAA